Rana temporaria (common frog) is the source of this 1986-nucleotide messenger RNA. It is a transcript of the gene MMD, whose product is annotated as monocyte to macrophage differentiation associated. The transcript has 7 exons. Gene Ontology annotation, molecular function: pore-forming activity. Gene Ontology annotation, cellular component: membrane. Lineage: Eukaryota; Metazoa; Chordata; Amphibia; Anura; Ranidae. The record is from RefSeq and is a predicted model, not a curated record. The coding region runs from base 322 to 1032 and encodes 236 amino acids.
AUAACGCUCAUUCAGUCUGGUGAGCUGACCAUCUCUGACAGCCGGGCGUAUUGGUAAAUCAAUGGACGAUGAACUUGUUGAGAUUCUAACGAGCUGGGCACUUCCCCGAGGGGGAGGGGGGGAGGGGGCAGUGGGCUCACUCCGAUCACUGAUUGGCUUCUACUCCGACAAGCUGGCCGGUUGGCUCCCACCUCUCGUAUUGAUGGACUGGCAUCCAUGGAGAUAAGGAUCCUCUAGGCUUGGUGCCUUUGCCUUGGAUGAAUCUUUGUGUGGGUUUUUUUUUUUUGGAUUCAUCUUCUGUGAAGAGACAUCCAUUCAGAAAUGUUCACGGUUGGAAGGUUUAUGAACCACAGAGCCCCGGCCAACAGCCGCUACAAACCGACGUGCUACGAACAUGCCGCCAACUGCUACACACAUGCAUUCCUCAUUGUCCCUUCUAUAAUUGGAAGUACUCUUCUACAUCGUAUGUCAGAUGACCGAUGGGAAAAGAUAACUGCUUGGAUUUAUGGCAUGGGCCUGUGUGCCCUUUUUAUAGUGUCCACUGUGUUUCAUAUAGUCACUUGGAAGAAGAGUCACCUACGGUCUAUAGAGCAUUGUUUCCACAUGUGUGACAGAAUGGUCAUCUACUUUUUCAUUGCCGCCUCCUAUGCACCAUGGUUAAAUCUACGUGAACUUGGUCCUUUGGCUUCUCAUAUGAGGUGGUUUAUCUGGUUAAUGGCAGCAGGUGGAACAAUUUAUGUGUUUUUGUACCAUGAAAGGUAUAAAAUAGUUGAAUUGCUCUUCUAUCUAGCAAUGGGAUUUUCUCCUGCUCUAGUAGUGACAUCAAUGAACAACACGGAAGGCUUACAAGAACUGGCUUGGGGAGGCCUCAUCUACUGCAUGGGUGUUGUCUUUUUUAAGAGUGACGGAAUCAUCCCCUUUGCGCAUGCCAUCUGGCACCUCUUCGUCGCCCUUGCAGCUGCCGUGCAUUAUUACGCCAUCUGGAAGUACCUGUACAAAAGUUCGUCUUCAGAUUUGAUCCGACACUUAUGACGAAAUGGCGCAGAGAAGAAACACUAUAUCAGUAUUACUUGACAUGAAAAAAGAAUGUAUGAUAAGGCAAGGGAGGUAUUGUGUUAUAACAGGAAAUAAUGCACUGACGUAUCUGGUUCUCUACAACAUACUGUGAAAAAGAUGUGAAUCUGAAUAGCAGUUAGAAUUGAGACCUAUUCCUCAGCCAAUAUUGUGCCCCUAGCUGGCCUGUUCUAAGGCUCUUAAGCUCGGUAUCAGCCGUUAAGUACUCAGCUACCAAUUAGGAGGGUGUUCUGUAUCAUAUAAUGGGAUAGAAGUGUUGGCCAUAGCUACCAGUCAGCUUCCAGCUGUCUUUUUUUUUAUUAUUAUCAGUUCGAGUAAUUCCAACCAAAAUGGAUAUAUCCAUUGUUGGUAGAGGCUGGUAAGUCCAAUGACACAUUGGCUAUUGCCAUUUGAGGGCUCAAGAUUUUAGUGCAAAAUAUUACGAAGUCUGCCUCCUUGCUUUGGUCAUUACAAAGGCUUGUUAGGAGGGGGUCUUGUUCCUUCUGCUGCUCCCCCCCCUCUGUAAUGUAAUAUGUGAAUAAAUAUAAGCUGGAUGAGGCUGGGAACUUAGGUGCAGAUGUCUUGCCACUGGAGCCAUUGGGAGAGGAGAAGCCGGUGGGUGAAUCCUAUAACCCGUACCCACCCAGACAGUAAUGCCAAGGUUUCUUGGUCUUAAUGGUCGCCGAUUGGUUGCUGUGGUCCACACCUUUUGCUUUCCCUUUCUUGCGGUUUUACAGAACACGCCCUGGAAGAGCCAGUCCAGCUGAGUUCUAUCAACCGGCUUACCUAAUGUUUACAAUGCAGGAGAUUCUUUUUUUAUCAGCCGUUUGAGUAUACUUUUUAAACACAGAUGUAUUUCUUUACAAAGGCAAAUUCGAGCAUUUCAACGUUUAAAAUGCCAAGAUUUAAAAUAAAAUGAGGGUAUUUUCUUUC